Molecule: messenger RNA, 1269 nt
Organism: Emiliania huxleyi CCMP1516
Lineage: Eukaryota; Haptophyta; Isochrysidales; Noelaerhabdaceae
Exons: 2
Coding region: 1-1269 (422 amino acids)
Biological process (GO): transmembrane transport
Molecular function (GO): transmembrane transporter activity
Source: RefSeq, a predicted model, not a curated record
AUGCUUUUUGUCAUCAUGUGCGACGCACUCAACCAGCUCGUCGUCUUUCCCUUCCUGCCGUUCAUGAUCCGAGACCAGCUGGAGCUCGCUCCGGACGACCCCAAGCUUGGUAGUCUAGCUGGGUUUGCCGCCGCGGCCUACAAUGCCGGGCAGUUUCUCGGCGCACCGCUGUACGGCACCGCCGCCGACCGUCUCGGGCGCAAGCCGGUGCUGCUCGUGUGCCUGAUGCUUAGCGGGCUGUGCAUCCUGGGCUUUGCUAUGUCGAGCUCCUACGCAAUCUCGCUUGGGAUGCGGUCGGCGCAAGGGUUCUUCUCUGGUGCUGUCAUCGUCGGAAAGAUUGUUUUGUUCGACGUGACCACCCCUGCGACUGAGGCUCAGGUGUUUGGUAUGAUCGGCCUCUCCUUCGCCUUCGGCUACAUGCUCGGGCCGACCAUCGGAGGCGUGCUGGCGCAGCCGAGCGCACAGUACCCGGCCCUUUUCGGCGGGGUGGCACUGCUCGAGGCGCACCCGUAUCUGCUUCCGUGCGCAGCGACAUUUGCCUUUUCAAUGGUGGGGCUGGCAGGCUCGCUCCUUCUCCUGCCGGAGACCCACCCGAGGCUCGGCAAGGGCGCCGCGCCCUCUAACGCCCGCCCUCUCCUCGGGCUCGACCGGCGCACACCGAGCCGCGACUCGCAAGUGGCCGGCGUCGCGGCCGAGCUCGCGACGUACGUCGAGACGCUGCCCGUGUGGCUCGCUACGCCCGUCUCGGGCGGCGGCCUCGGCCUCUCAUCCUCCUCCAUCGGCGUGCUCACCGCCGUUGGAGGCUUCUCGCUGUUGCUCACCUCCGUCUCCACCGGCUUCCUACUCGGCCGCUUUGGUGGAGCCUACGUGCUGCACCUCGGCUAUGCGCUCAACGCGCUGAACUCGGCCGGCCCGCCGCUCAUCGCGUUGCUCCUCGGCUGGUGGGCCGCUGCGCCGCCGCUCCUCCCCGUCGCCAUCCUCGUCGUGUGCUGCUGCAUGAACAUGGCGAGCAAGUCCUUCGCCUUCACCGCCGUCACGAUGCUCUCCAAGGGCUGCGUACCGCCGGCCGUGCAAGGCCUCGCCCUCGGAGUGAACCAGUCCUGCUCUAGCACCGGACUCGCCCUCGGCCCGCUUGCCUGCGGCGUGGCCUACUCGGCAACCGUCGGCCUCGUCGGCCCUCAGUGGGGAGCAGCGGUCUUCUUCCUGGCGCUCACGCUCGUCGGGCUCGGGGCGAACAUGCUAGCAAUAGGCAUUGAUUCCAACACCUGA